AUGGGUUCGUAUGCAUCAAAAAAGCAUGGCUCUUCUAGCAGUCUUCAAUUACAUGUGCCUAAAUAUGAUUUAAAUCAUUUUGGUGUGAUAACUGUUUUAUUUAAUCCAAUCAAAUAUAGAUCACGUUAUGAAUCGUACCAUAAAUUUGAUGAACAUAUGACGCGUUCAGGUGUUACUUUACUCACUGUCGAAUGUAUAUUUCCCGAAUCUGAAAUAUUAGGUUUAGCAAAACAAAAAUUUGAAAUUACAAGAGAAAGUGAUCCGCGUCAUCUACAAAUAGCAGCACCAUCCGUUUUAUGGUUAAAAGAAAAUUUAAUAAAUAUUGCUGCUAAACGUUUACCAGCUUACGUAGAAUAUAUUGCUUGGCUUGAUGCAGACAUAGAAUUCGAGCGUUUGGACUGGGCUCAUAUGGCAAUAUACCAAUUGCAACAAUUCCCUAUUGUUCAACUUUUUGAAUUAUCUUCAUUUUUGGGCCCGUCAGGCAAAAGCCAAAUUUUACGUCAAGAUUAUUCAUUUGCUUAUGCAAUUCGUCAUGGACACCGUAUUGAUCCGCGUCGCUCAUCAGAAUGUUUUGUUCAUCCUGGUUAUGCUUGGGCUAUGCGUCGGGUUACAUUUGAAGCAAUGGGUGGUCUUAUCGAUUUUUCUAUACUUGGCUCAGGCGAUAUUCAUUUUGCAUAUGCAUUAAUAAAUCGUAUUGAAGAAACUAUUCCCGAUAGUGCACAUGAAGAUUAUCGAAGUUUAGCUAAAAUAUGGGGCCAACGCGUUGCUCAAUUAGCUGGCAACGGUACUUCUGUUGGUUUUAUUCCAGUAAAUAUAUGGCAUCAUUGGCAUGGAAAUCGAGUUGAUCGAGGUUAUUUUGACCGAUGGUCGACUCUCGAACUUUGUAAUUUUUCUCCAUUGAAAGAUCUCGAAAAGAACAAUGCAACAGGUUUAAUUCGUUUAACUAACUAUCGCCGUUUAGGAGAAAAAGAAGCAGCUCAACGUUCAGAAUCUAUUGAAAAAAUUAUUAUAUCAUAUUUUCGAUCACGUAAUGAAGACAGUUUGAAAAAGCCUAUACCAGCAAUUAAUUUAACAAUGGCAAGUUCAAAACCAAGAAUUUUAUCAAAUGAUGUGGUACGUCCAAGUAAUCCUCUAGAACAAUUUUCUCGACAAUCUUGGACGGUGGACAUAAAUCGAACACUUGAUGGUUCUGAAUGGAAUCAUGCGCAGGAUGAACGUUCAGUGCCUCGAACAAUCGGAACGAAUUCUCUUUCUGCCGAAAUGCUUAAUGAUUCUUUUUUUCAUCCAUCUAUACGUGAUACUAAUCCUCGAAGAAAUCGCCAUAAAGACUUUCUUGGACAAGGUAUAUACUAUGAUGAUGGUAAUGGAAAUAACUACCUUGAAUCACCAGGAGAAAUUUCAUUUUAA
Messenger RNA from Rotaria socialis, 1407 nucleotides. Lineage: Eukaryota; Metazoa; Rotifera; Eurotatoria; Philodinida; Philodinidae. The record is from the annotation of a GenBank genome assembly.